AAAGCGGCGGGGCGGCAGGGGGUCCGCUCCCCGGCGCGGUGCGGCCGCGGGGUUGGGGGGUCGUCUAAGAUGGUGGACGUGUUCGCGGGGCGGCUGCUGGUCGGCAGGGACGGGCGCAGCGUGGACCCCGAGGAGGCGCUGCAGAACAAGGUGGUGGGCUUGUACUUCUCGGCCGGCUGGUGCGCGCCCUGCCGCGACUUCACCCCCGUGCUCUGCGACUUCUACACCGAGCUGCUGGAGGAGAGCCAGCCGCCUGCGCCCUUCGAGGUCGUCUUCGUCUCCUCCGACCACAGCGCCGAGGAGAUGGCGGGCUACAUGCGCGCCAUGCACGGCGACUGGCUGGCGCUGCCCUUCCACGACCCCUACAGGCAUGAUCUGAAGAAGAAAUACAACAUAACAGCAAUUCCUAAACUGGUGAUUGUGAAACAAACCGGAGAAGUCAUUACUGACAAGGGAAGAAAACAGAUCAGAGACAAAGGGCUAUCCUGUUUUCGGAACUGGCUUGAGGGUGCAGAUAUCUUUCAGAAUUUUUCUAGCUAAAUAUAAGUUGAGAGAUGAAAUCAAGGCAAGAAAUCAUGGAAAACUUUGUAGAGCUCUCAAAUGAUUGUCAUCUUCAGAACAAGAAGGGUGAGGCUGCAUUAUUUAUCUUUGUUUGAAAACAAAAUUUGUUUUCAACUUGAAGAUUAGCUAUUCCAUUAAGUUAUAAAACGCAAUUCCUAUUUUACAAUUACUUGUAUUGUUUUAUCUACUGUAUUCAGUAUGAACCAAAGCAUUCCUGAUAAUACAGAAGAACUUAAAGAGAAUAGCCUAUUUUAGAUAGUAAUUUAGAUAGUAAUAAAGAAGCACUAUAAUAUCUAUGCAAAUAACUUAUUUUGCAAAAUCUGUACAGUAAAAAUCUUAUAUUCACAAACCUAUUUUUCUUGGUGAUCUUUUCUGGGGAUUAACACAUUUUGUCAAGAAAAUCAAAUUAAAUUGUUUGCUUUAAUAAACAUUUGUGAAGUAUACAAA
Cygnus atratus (black swan) is the source of this 1008-nucleotide messenger RNA. RefSeq names its product nucleoredoxin like 2 (gene NXNL2). The transcript has 2 exons. The record is from RefSeq and is a predicted model, not a curated record. The coding region runs from base 70 to 540 and encodes 156 amino acids. Gene Ontology annotation, biological process: photoreceptor cell maintenance; sensory perception. Lineage: Eukaryota; Metazoa; Chordata; Aves; Anseriformes; Anatidae.